CAAAGGGAGGGAGAAUAUAUAUUUAUAAUAAGUCUAUAUGUAUAUUACAGACGCACAGGUUUACAUUCGGUGAACUUUUUUCUUUUAUUCUUUUCUUUUUCUUUUUCUUUUUUUUUUAAAUUUGAAAACCCAGGGACACUGCAGAGGAGUCUUCCUCUCUCUCUUUUGGCGCGUUACUCAAGGGGGUAUUCUGGUUUUUUUUUGUUUUUGUUUUUGUUUUUGUUUUUCUUUUUUUCGGAGCGCCCAAGGGGGCGCAGGGACAGAGUAGGGAGGAAAGAGGCAGGGUGGGCGGGGGGCAGAGGGCGAGCCGGCGGCCAAGGCGAAGGGCUUGCUGGCAACACGAUGCGGUCCGUGCUGCUGCUGACUUUCUCGGCGUGCGUGCUGCUGGCCCGGGCGCCGCUGGCCGGCGGCGCGAGCGGUGGCGCUGGGGACCCCGGGCCGGGCAGCGGGCGCCGGGAAAAGAGAGAGGCGCUGGCGGCUCAAAAGAUCGAGGUGCUUGUGCUCUUGCCCCGGGACGAUUCGUACUUGUUCUCGCUGGCCCGGGUGAAGCCGGCCAUCGAGUACGCCCUGCGGAGCGUGGAGGGCAACGGCACCGGGAGGAGGCUGCUGCCUCCGGGCACUCGCUUCCAGGUGGCCUACGAGGACUCGGACUGCGGCAACCGUGCGCUCUUCAGCCUGGUGGACCGCGUGGCGGCGGCGCGCGGCGCCAAGCCGGACCUCAUCCUGGGGCCGGUGUGCGAGUACGCGGCGGCGCCGGUGGCCCGGCUGGCGUCGCACUGGGACCUGCCAAUGCUGUCUGCAGGAGCGCUGGCCGCUGGCUUCCAGCACAAGGACACCGAGUACUCGCACCUCACGCGCGUGGCGCCUGCCUACGCCAAGAUGGGCGAGAUGAUGCUGGCCCUGUUCCGCCACCAUCACUGGAGCCGCGCUGCCCUGGUCUACAGCGACGACAAACUCGAGAGGAAUUGCUACUUCACCCUCGAGGGGGUCCACGAGGUCUUCCAGGAGGAGGGUUUGCACACGUCUGCCUACAAUUUCGACGAGACCAAAGACCUAGACCUGGACGACAUUGUGCGCUACAUCCAGAGCAGUGAGAGAGUGGUUAUCAUGUGUGCCAGCGGUGACACCAUUCGGAGCAUCAUGUUGGCGGUGCACAGACAUGGCAUGACCAGCGGAGACUACGCCUUCUUCAACAUUGAACUCUUCAACAGUUCUUCCUAUGGAGAUGGCUCGUGGAAGAGAGGAGACAAACACGACUUUGAAGCUAAGCAAGCCUACUCAUCCCUGCAAACAGUCACCCUACUGAGGACCGUGAAACCUGAGUUUGAGAAGUUUUCCAUGGAGGUGAAAAGUUCUGUUGAGAAACAAGGACUCAAUGAGGAGGAUUACGUGAACAUGUUUGUUGAAGGGUUCCAUGAUGCCAUCCUCCUCUACGUUCUGGCUUUACACGAAGUACUCAGAGCUGGCUACAGCAAGAAGGAUGGGGGGAAAAUCAUCCAGCAGACCUGGAACAGGACUUUUGAAGGUAUCGCUGGGCAGGUGUCCAUAGAUGCCAACGGGGAUCGGUAUGGGGACUUCUCCGUGGUUGCCAUGACUGACAUGGAAGCAGGCACCCAAGAAGUCAUUGGCGAUUACUUUGGAAAAGAAGGCCGGUUCAAAAUGCGAUCCAACGUCAAAUACCCUUGGGGCCCUUUGAAACUGAGAAUAGACGAAACCAGAAUGGUGGAGCAUACCAAUAGCUCUCCUUGCAAAUCGUCAGGUGGUCUAGAAGAAUCAGCAGUGACAGGAAUCGUGGUGGGGGCCCUGCUCGGUGCUGGUUUGCUAAUGGCCUUCUACUUUUUCAGGAAGAAAUACAGAAUAACCAUUGAGAGGCGAAAUCAGCAGGAAGAAAGGAACAUCGGGAAACAUCGAGAGUUACGUGAAGAUUCCAUCCGAUCUCAUUUUUCGGUGGCUUAAAAGAACGCACCCCCUUUUGUCCGCUCGAGAGAUGGAUGGAAGGAGAGACAUCAGUGGAAGAGAAAGGGUGUGCGUGCGUGCGUGGAGAACUCUUUGUUUUAAGCAGUAGUCAUUUCACUUUAAAUUUCCUUUAGAAGCUCAGGAAUGAUUAUUAAUCACUAUCUGCCUCCCGGCCUUCCAUCUCAUGGCAAACAAGUAUAAGGAUAGGAUGCCAUUCUAUUAGGUGUUCCCACUGCUGCAAGGGCAUAGGACUAGAUUUAUGUUUUGAAAAUCUGGUGUCUCCAUAUCUUGAUGGCUUUGGGGGGCCUUUCACACGAGGAUAUAAAAAUGUGGUUUUUCUGAAAUGAAAUGUUUUGUAGCUAGAAUAAAACACUUUUUACGAGUAGAAUAUUCUUGGAAAGAAUUUAACAUCCAAUAAGAGGACAAUGGAAUGAAAAAAAAUCUCAAAGGCUGGGAAUGCAGGGCUCCCCUCUCUGGAGCCGGCGGACAGGUUUGUGGUAGACAAGGGCUGCGUCCAAUGUCCACAUUCAGGUCUGACUUCAUAUCUCAAGAAAGGAUCCUCCCUGUCUCUCUCAGUGUCUCAGAAAAGCUACUCUGGAAAACUGUAAAUAUUAGUGAGCUAGGAGGAUUUAUAUAAGAAAAGCAAAUCUAAAAUGUUCCUUUUAUGAUGUAAAAAAAAAAAAGCCCUACUCAUGCUAACAUUUUAUUUUUAAGUAUUUUAAUCUUAUAUUUUGGUAUUAGAAAUGUGUCUAUUUUUUCAGUUUGAAGAUUAAAUUUCACUUAUAUUUUAAAAGCAUGGAGAAAGUGUGUGAGAAAUCCAUGGUGGCAAUGGGGUGGUCUCUCUUUCUCUACUGUCCUCUUUCCCUUGGCUAUGGCCAAAUACUAACUGCUUAUUGCUACUGUGACUGCAGACAUCUAGAAACAUGUUCAGCUUACAAACUCUA
Onychomys torridus (southern grasshopper mouse) is the source of this 2900-nucleotide messenger RNA. It is a transcript of the gene Npr3, whose product is annotated as natriuretic peptide receptor 3. Gene Ontology annotation, cellular component: membrane. The record is from RefSeq and is a predicted model, not a curated record. Gene Ontology annotation, biological process: vasodilation; regulation of blood pressure. The transcript is spliced from 8 exons. Bases 343 to 1956 code for a protein of 537 amino acids. Gene Ontology annotation, molecular function: natriuretic peptide receptor activity; peptide hormone binding. Lineage: Eukaryota; Metazoa; Chordata; Mammalia; Rodentia; Cricetidae.